AAGUGCAACUGCUCGUAAACUGAAUCUCCCACCCCGGGACGGAGUCUGUAUAGCCGCCUCCGUCGAACGCUACGGCCUCAGGGGUAUCUACACGCUCCACUACUACAGUGUUUCCCGUGCAGCGAGAUAGUGAGGAGAGACGAGUUCUCUACCCACUGGCGUGACUGCCACGUUGGCGUCCAGACCAGGCUCUCUCACAUCGUGGAGCGCUGCCCCUUGAGAGAUUAUGGCUGUCAGUACGGAGUGCUCCGUCUUACUCCAACUCCGAAUGGAGCGUCAUUGGACUAUAUACCUUUCAGAGGCCGAUUGUGUCUCGGUGAAGUUUCCCGACCAUACGAAGAAGGACUGCAAUAGUCAACCCUUGCCCGGUAGCUACGCCCAGCACAUUCAGAAGCAACAGGAGCUGGCAAUUUACGGUUACGGAGAUGAGUCGGAGAGCUACGACGUUCUUAGCCAGCUGCCACCUAAGGCUAGUGUGUCAGGUAUUAUGUAAAGGCCGUAGGAACUCUCAUUUACAAGAUCAAAAUCAUUUUGUAUCAUGAAAAAGAAGACCAUUCAUUAGAGCGAAAAAUAAUGAUCAGGUAUUUAAGAUUGUGAAAUGUAAAGUCAAUGACAUUUAAAAAGGUAAUGACGUGUUUAGAUUGAUACGAAGGUUGUGGUAGUUAUUAUAGUGGCGGACUAGAGAGCAGUUACAAUAGUCUGUGAGACUAUCUCUUCCUGGUGUCCCCCUCCUGGUCUCCAGGUGAGGGCGCGACCUUCUUCCUCAUCUGAGUGGUCAGAGCCUCCGGUGUACGACAAACUGAACUCUACUGUUGCCUGGUUACCAGUAGUGGUGGGAGGAGCAAGGGGUGUGGUCUCUGUGAUGGGCGUAGUUUCAUGUUCCCCUGCUGUGUGUAUACAAUGGAAGCAGGACACCAUUUGAGGAGGAAAUACAUAAUAUGGGGGCUUGUGAGAACUGAGUAGGAAAGCUCUGCCAACUGGUAUGAUAGCUGGGGCUGGAGGACAAUUCCUGGCCAGUCCCAUGGACAGAGUCAAGAUUAUCCUACAAAUAGAGGGAGCCUCCUCCUCUACCUCCUCUCUCCCUCGGACCAGAGGAACAUGGAGAACUCUGAGAGAUAUAGUUAGGAGAGAAGGAGGGAGAGGUCUGUGGAAGGGCUGGGUUCCCAACUGCCAGAGAGCUGCUCUCGUCUGCCUCGGAGAUCUGACUACAUAUGAUACGGUAAAGCAGUGGAUAUUGCGAAACACCAGUCUCAGAGAUACUGCAGUCACUCAUGCUUUAUCCAGUUUUUCCUCUGGUCUGGUGUCUGCUACUCUCGGUACACCAGCCGACGUUGUAAAGUCCAGAAUGAUGAGUCAGCAGUAUCACCAUGGAAACAGAGGAUCCCUCUAUUCUUCAUCUCUGGACUGUCUCACCUCAACUGUGAGGCAAGAAGGGUUCUGGGCUCUGUACAAAGGUUUCGUCCCCGUCUGGACUAGAAUGGCGCCAUGGUCUCUGACAUUCUGGCUGGUCUACGAGGAGAUUAGAGUUUUAGCUGGCAUUGGAAACUUCUGACACCAGACUAUCUCUCUCUCUCUUGUCUCUCUUCUCUCCUUCUCCUUUCCUCGAUUAUCAUCUCUCUCCUCGCCUCAAUAAUCAUCUCCAUUGCACAGCAAGCCUACCUGU
Messenger RNA from Geodia barretti, 1663 nucleotides. Lineage: Eukaryota; Metazoa; Porifera; Demospongiae; Tetractinellida; Geodiidae. The record is from the annotation of a GenBank genome assembly.